Messenger RNA from Gallus gallus (chicken), 10231 nucleotides. RefSeq names its product KIAA1549. The transcript has 23 exons. The coding region runs from base 2539 to 8127 and encodes 1862 amino acids. Lineage: Eukaryota; Metazoa; Chordata; Aves; Galliformes; Phasianidae. The record is from RefSeq and is a predicted model, not a curated record.
GGAGCGAGAGAGAGAGAGAGAGUGAGAGAGGGAGCGAGACGGAGACGAGAGAGAGGGGCAUCUGGGAAGUGGUGGAGGCUGGACUCCGGGUAGUUAAGAGCCAACCAAUGGGUGAAACUUUUUUUUUUUUUUUUUCCAAGUGGUAAAAUCCUUCUAAAACCAGGAGUGGGGGAGUGGAGGGAGCGUUUUGUACCUUCUGACUGCUCACAGGGCCAGUGCACUCUGGGUGGGAAGUGGAAGUUAACGAACACUGCACCGAAAUUAAGGAGGGGGAGAGAGGGGAGGAAAAGCUGUGAAAUACGGUCACCGCUGCAAGGGGAGGGAUGCCCCUGCCCGGCUCUGCAUCUCCAAUGGUUCUUUCUCUACAGCAUCAUCUCAGCCCAGAUACCCCACAAAAGCCCUGAGCCGUUGUGUUCCUUCACUGUACGGUUUCUGUAAUAAGAGUGUUAAUCCAUGUUAAUCUUUGUGGAAAUUACCGUGUGCGACAGUAUUUUCUUGUGUACUGCUUUUUUCCUAUGUGAAUCGUCCCUUCAUUUUUUUUCUUUCUUCGUUUUUCUUUUUCCUUUUCCUUUCCUUUUUUUUUUUCUUCUUUUUUUUCUUUUCUUUCGGUAAAUGCGUCUUCUUUUAAAGAAAAAAAAUCAACAAAACAAACAAAAAAAAAACUAAUGUGUUGUAGACCUCUAUGUAACCUAUUCCUUAGUCUCAUAUUAUAGGUAUGUUAUAAGAAUGGAUAUUUUACUUGGCUUUAGAAUGUUUUACAAGAAAACUAAUUCUUAACCAAUCAAGUUCUUGCUACUAAAAAGAAAAGAAAAUGCUUGUGUUUUUCAUCAUGACGUUGUGUGCUUCUAAUUAAUAAUCAUUUUCGUUGUAGAAAAAUGGAGUGAAUUUAUAUUAGUCUUGGAAACUAAUAAUAGCAUUGUAAAUUUAUGAGAUGAUUUUAACAGAAAAUACAUUAUAGAAGAAUAUAGUUAUUUUAAUUGUAAUAUUACUAACUGUAGGGUGAGAAAGGAGGUCCCGUUGUGGUGAACUAUGUUAUAGCUUGUUAUUCACGGUUUCUUUUUGAUCAUUUUUUCGGUCUCUGAGGUGAAACGAGUUAUUAAUCAGAAUUUGUAAACUCACAUAUGCAUAUUGUAUAUGUGUAGAAAUGUAAUCACACUUUGUCUUGGAAUUACAUUAAACUGUUUUAAGUCACUGCAAGGUUUGUGUGUCUGCGUGUCUUAUCGCUAGGUAAGUUCGGGCCGAGUGCUUGGUUACGCAGUUCCUUUUUUCAGUCUCCCAUGUCUGUUUGAAAACCCUCACUAACAGCACCAUUAAUAAUAAGUGAGUAGUUACCCCUCGGCGGCGACACUUAGGUGUGUCAGACCACAUUUCUUCCCGGAGCGGCAGAGCAUCCACGCUGAGCUGCUGGCUCUGAGCUCCAUGGAGCCCACAGGGCUGCGACUUCGCACCCCUUGGCGCUCCCUCCCCGGCACUCUGCUGGAGGCGUGGGCAGAUAGACAGCAGCCAAGUUCUUCUUUGCAUGACGCCUGAGCCCUCGUUGUUGUUCUGUGAAGCUUGUGUAUAAGACUGUAAAAAAUGUUUGUCGCUUCUCUGUCCAAGUCAGACAAAGUUAUUUCUGACUGUUUUUUCCCAGAAGAAGAAAAAACUCCUGCAGUUUGAGCAGGGCUGCUUCCGAUGGAGCCUGAGGUGACUCGCAGGAGGGAGUGAGGAUUUCAGCCAGCAGAAGGAAGCGUGAGAACAGCCUGGGAGCACCAGACCCCACCAGUGCCCCGGCUCUGGCAUCCAGGCUUCCCGAGCUCUGCAGGGAGCGGGAGCAGCUGGUGCAAAUGAACAGCACCAAGUCUGGGUCCCACCAGCUCUUCCUGAGCCAGAGGGAGUCUGUCCUGCUGCUCUGAGAGUGAUCACCUCAGCAAAACUACUUCAUUCAAGCUUUGCAAUAAUUCCAUGAAAGGAGGAACCGAAGCAUCUGGGAGCCCUUUCCCAGCUCUGUCACUCGCCCCGAUCCAUCCUUCCCUCCAACACCUACACUUCAUAUUGCUCAAAUGCGCAAAUGGAGAGACGUGGCGAGCUCGCCGACCCUAACUUCCCAUCCAGUCUCUAGAGCAGUGGCCUCAAGACAGUCCCUUGGGAUGAAGGGAGGGAAGUUUCACGUGUCACUGAGCAACAACACCGGCAUCGGCACCACGGCCGCUGCGCGCUGCGCGUACGUCCCCAACACCGCUGGCUCCGACGCGAUGCGCCGUGCCGUGAGCGGCCGCCAGAGGGCACCCGCUCACCGCUGCGCCUCCGCACGGCACGGCACGGCUCGGCCCGGCCCUGCUUGGCUCGGCUCCCCCAGCAUUUCUGCACAAGGCCGUGCCAAAGCUCAGGCUGUGGUGAAAGGAGAGAUACCAAAAAUAUAUCGAGAGGUGCACCGUUGGGAAAUUAAGAAAGGAGUACGUCCUGCGUGAGUCAAACAGUGCGGCAUUUGAUUAGCCACGUGCAGCUGAGAGGAUCGCCUUCAAAGGGUUCAUCCACCUGCAGUGGAUUGGAGAUGAAAUGUCCUCAGAGCAGCGAAAUUUUUCCUUCUUCUCAAUGGACUCAAAGGUGCACCAAAGCAUAUCAGGCAGCAGAACACAAAUGGCCUUAGCAGAAAGUACUUUGGAGUCCCAGGAAAGUCAUUUUCUACAAACGCUUUUAUCAUCAGUUACCACUCCCAUUGAUGCGACUUCCUUUAACCAAGAAGAAACGGCCAGAACUUCAGAAGGGAAAAGUACACCAUUGAUAGAUUUCUCCGUAACAAGCAAUGAGGCAUUCUUAAGUGACGACAAAUUUAUUAGCCCGUUUCCAAAGGUACAGUGGACUCCUCCACUGAAGUCUUUUGCAAUUUUAACAGAUCAUCACUCAGAUAAUACAGUAGAGGCACCAAGAGAAACAUUAGAAACUCCAUUGCUAACACCUUCAUUAUCUAUCUUUUCUUCGCCAUACGAUAUCUUGGGAACAGCACAGCAAAAGACUCCACUGAGUGCUGUCCUUGAUUACAGUACCAGUCUCACAGAGUUGGAGCCUUUUGUACCAGACAGUGGGAUACUGACUGCAAGCAGACAUUUGCCGUUGUACCCACCAGAUACAGGUAUUUAUUUCACUCCCGUUCCUUCUGAGGAGGUGGACGCAAUGUGGGAAAACAUAAACAGAAGUGUAACAUCUCUUCCUUCUGGGGCCACUUCAGAGGGGUCACCUGUCCAUCUCAAGCUGCUGGGUGAAAAUAGCCAUGCUGCAGCAGGUGCUACAGCACGAAGUGGUGACAUUUACACCCGUAUGAGUAGCAGGGCAACAGAAGCUGUCGGUGUAAGGACUGACCCCGCUCCAAGUGUUCCAUGGGCCAUAGUUGCUGCAACAGUUAGCGCUGAGUCUGCUUUGUUUUCAAUCAGUCUUCCAUUUGCAACUUUCCCAGGUCACUCAGCUGCCAUGUCCACCUACCCUGAUACAGUUCUCAAUGCCGGCUUGUUUACACAGAAAUUCUCCAGUACAGCACCAAAUUUGCCUGCUGAUUCAGAAAUACCAAGUCAAUCUGAGCUUGAUACCGAGCUCAUAAGCCCAGUGCCUUUCACGAGAUCAUACAGUUCAUGUUUAUAUUGUGACUCCGUUUCUCUUCUGCCAGAAGCAGGAUUUUCCCCAGAACACGAUGUGGGCUCAGGUGAUUAUGUUGAAACUCUGUCAUUCACAGCCUCUGAAGUACAAGGAGUAACUCCGUUUACAACUGUAAUUACCGACAAAUAUGAGUUAGAAGAGCCUACACCUGAGAUAUUCGAUACUUCUUUUCCAUCAAGACCAGUUGUUUCAUUUUCUUCAAGAUUUGCUGAAAUCCAUGAUUCGACUUUGUUUUUACUGAGCACUGUUGACACUGCUCUUGAUGAUAGAAAACCUGAGAGCUCUCCUUCUUACCAUGAGCUCCCCGGAGAGACCUCACUGGACAUCUCUGGUUUCCAGUUUUCCCUGCCUGUCGCAGGAACUGUGUCACUGGCACCAAACACUCGUGUAGAAGAUCCCGCUACCAGCACUGUUCUGUUGGAGACUGCAACCAUCCCAAGCCACCUAGUUGCAUCACAUGCAGUCAGCCCCACAACUUGGCUGGAGUCGCCAGAACUUAAGCCAUCAGAAUCCGUAUUUUUAUUUGACAAGACAUCUACAAGGGAAGAGCUGUCUUUAAAUAUUUCAGAUUUUUCAUCCAAUCUUUUAUCAACACCAUUUCUUAUUGAACCUAGCUACUUACUUGUGUCAUCAGCUGUGCUAACUUCUCACUCUGUCAUGCAGAGUGAUUUCUCAACACUGUUACCUCAGACCUCGUUGACUGGGACAUCAUUACUUUCUGAGGAUGUUUCCAGCUGGGACUUAGCUACUGCUGUCAGCUCUGCCACUGACUCUGAGGUGUCUUUGUUCUCUGUCGGGCAAAUCUCGUACUUUUACUCAAAUGCAUCCUCUGUUCCAGGUGCGCCUGUACCUGAAAUAAUACCAUCAUCAGGUUUUCCUUCCGGCUCGUCUGUGUUUCUGGAAGCAUCAUCAGUAUUGCCAGUGGGAUCCGAAGCCAUGUUUACCUCAGCUGUAUCAGGAGCUACCUCUCAGUUAGAGCCUUCCCCUUCCUCCUUGCAGUACGUGGCUCCCACCCUGGUGCUGCCCGCUUCUGACACCGGGCCUCUUAGAAGCAGUGUCCUGCUUGAUGAGACAAAUCUGAUCUCUGUGUUUACUACCUUCCCAACAACUCCUAUCUUAAAUGCGUCUUCAUCUCUGCUCUCAACUGGUCUGGCUUCGGAUGAGGAUAUCGGUGCUACAGUUAAGGCCUCACUGCUUUUAACAUCUCUCAGCGAGAGCAGCACUCACACAACAGCCCUUCUGACCGCAGACCCUGAUGGCCCAACUCAGCAUGCUGAUGCCAGCAGCAUUCUCCCCUCUCCUACAGAAUCUCUGUCUGCGACCACAUUGUUUGUUCCCACACAAUUUCCCUUGACUUCCCUCCCUCCCACGGGGUACGACGUUCCAACGGGAGCCGGUGAUGCUGACACAUCAGUUGCUGCCAGCACCAUUCCCACCACCGCUGCCACCAGCACCACGGGCAGGUCCAGUGUGUCCUCCUCCCCUCCUCUGGUGACCUCCACUCGACCCGGAGCCACCAUCCUCCCCUCUGCCACCAGCACCACCAGGCAGCCCUACGUCUGUGACAUCGCGGUCCCUGAUGUGUACCUCGUCACUGCUGUGCUGGCCCGAAGAGCUGUUCUCCAAAACGUCAGUGAAUCCAUCAGAGAAGUGCUCAGAGCUCAGUUCAGGCGAUCAGUAGAGCUAGAGGUGUAUAAAAUUUCCCCAAAGUUUGCUUUCCUGGUGACAUCAGGCCCUUUUGUUUACACGGCAAUAGCUGUCAUAAACGUGCUUGUGAACAGCAGUCUUCUCCGUGGCAGUGCCCCGCCGAUCCUCUCCCUGCAGCCUUCUUUCACUGUGCCGGAUAGCAGAUUCCAGGUUCAGACAGUGCUUCAGUUUGUGCCUCGAAACAUGGAUAUUGGGUUCUGCAACUUCAGUCAGCGCAUCGAGAAGGGGCUGACAAUGGCAUUCAUGGAGGUGAGCAAACAACACCAGGAGUUCUACAACUUCACUGUGCAGAUACUGAAUAUAACUCUGAGUAGGCCUGGGGCUGCGUUUCGUCAGGGCCCUGUGAGCAUCAUUUUUGCCAUUCGAGAUAGAUAUGGUUUUCUAAAUGGGUCAGAAGUCAGUGAACAGUUAAGAAACUUGUCCGUGGUGGAAUUCAGCUUCUAUCUGGGUUUUCCUGUGCAGCAAAUUGCUGAACCCUUCCAUUAUCCUAAACUUAACGUGUCUCAGCUGAUGAAAUCUUCCUGGGUGAGAACAGUUCUCUUGGGUGUCGUCGACCAGCGAAUUCAGGAGGAAGUGUUUCAGGCUGAGAUGGAGCGGAAGCUAGCUCACCUGUUAAACGAGGCUUUGGCCAGAGGGCGGAUAUGGAGACGAGCCAGUUUUGCAGGCAGCAACAUUGUGCAGAUUGUGAACGUGUCACGGUUAGAUGGUGUUGAUAACCCCGUGGAGCUGAUCUAUUUUGUGGAGGAUCAAGAUGGAGAGAGAUUCAGUGCUUUGAAGUGCUCAGACCUGAUGAACCGAGUAGACAUCCAGCGCGCUGCAAUCAUCCUUGGAUACCGCAUUGAUGGCACUGUUGCACAGCCUGUGGAGAAGCUGAAGGAGUCCUCCUCAGAGGCACAGAACAGCAACCUGUGGAUUAUUGUUGGAGUGGCAGUCCCAGUUGCUGUGGUGCUCCUGAUCGUUAUUAUUUUAUAUUGGAAACUUUGUCGAACAGACAAGCUGGAGUUUCAGCCAGACACAAUAAGCAACAUUCAGCAGCGACAGAAGCUACAAGCCCCCAGCGUAAAAGGCUUUGAUUUUGCUAAGCAGCAUCUGGGCCAACACAACAAAGAUGACGUCCUGAUUAUCCAUGAGCCAGCUCCUUUACCAGGACCUAUUAAGGACACUACCCCAUCUGAAAAUGGAGAUGUUCCCAGCCCCAAGUCCAAGACUUCCUCAAAACCUUCAAAGACCGUCCGACACAGAGGGAGAGUUUCACCAUCAGAUGCUGACUCUACCGCAAGUGAACAAUCCAGUGGGAGAGAGACAGGAGAAGAAACUGCAAGGCCAUCAGCUGUUGCAAAUGAGGGUAAACCACGCAGAGCCACAAAGAAGGGACCUCCUCAGAGCAGCAGUGGCAAUGAGCAGCACUCCUCAGCCUCCAUCUUUGAACAUGUGGAUCGGAUGUCGCGUUCCUCUGAUGCCAGCAGACGGGUCCCAAGCAAGAUCCAGCUGAUUGCUAUGCAGCCAAUGGCAGCACCUCCAGUUCAGAAUUCUGUGCUUUCUGAUCGAGUAGCAGAGACCAACAAAAUUAAUAAAGAGAUACAGACAGCCCUAAGGCAUAAAUCUGAGAUUGAGCAUCACCGCAACAAGAUCCGUCUUCGUGCCAAGCGCAAAGGGCACUAUGAAUUUCCAGUUGUGGAUGAUGUGGUGGUGGUUGACUCCAAAGAACAGCAUAGAAUAUACCGCAAGGCACAGAUGCAAAUUGACAAGAUCUUGGACCCUGGAGGCAGUGUGCCUACAGUUUUCAUAGAGCCCAGGAAAAGCUCUCGUGCAAAACGUUCUCCAAAGCAGCGCCGGCGACAUCAGAUAAAUGGAAGUCCUAUUGAUGCAGAAAAAGACAGGUUAAUCACAACCGAUAGCGAUGGGACGUACAAGCGACCUCCAGGAGUCAAUAACUCUGCAUAUAUUUCUGAUCCAGAUUUGCCUCCCGAACCUCAGACGUCAUCUUCAGCAGAUCUGGGGAAGUUCCCCGGCCUGCCUUCCCACCCAGUCUCCCAGUAUGUCCCACCACAGCCAUCCAUAGAAGAGGCUCGGCAGACCAUGCACUCACUCCUGGAUGAUGCUUUCGCCCUGGUGGCUCCCAGCAGCCAAGCAGCCAGUUCCACAGCCGUCACGCCGCCCGGGGUCUCUGCAGGACAGCCGAGAUAUGUGGAAUUUGGAAUGACUCCGCCAGCAGCACCAGGUCUCCUACCAAGGCAGAACUUUGGGCCAGGUUUUCUUCAACCUGCAGAGUUAAUGCACCCAGACCAGCAGCCGCCUGAGGUUCAGUAUUCCUCCAGAGGGAUAUACUCAGAGGAAAUGCCGUCGAUGGCACGACCACGACCAGUUGGAAGCACUGCAGGUUCUCAGAUACAGCACCUCACUCAGGUGGGAAUUGCUAGCAGGAUCGGAGGUCAACAAGUGGAGAUCCCCUCAGGCAGAGCAGGGCAUGGCCAGCCGGGGGGGCCAGGGUGGCCCCAGUACCGUGGAGAGGAUGAAUAUGCUAGGCGAGAUGCAAUGCAUAUGCAUGGACACCAAGAAUAUUCCUCCUCACCAGUAUUCCAGAUGCCGAGGACUUCAGCCAGGCAACCUUCGGUACCCCCUGCUCAGCUCCCACACAACAACCUUCAGGGCCAGGGCCUUUGCUACACCACCAGUUCCACUGAGGACCUCCAACCAGGUCACUCUUCAGCCUCUCUUAUAAAAGCAAUUAGGGAAGAACUUCUACGUCUUUCUCAGAAACAGACAACAGUGCAGAACUUCCAUAGUUGAUUUAGCAUUCCCUUGCAAAUCUGCCAGCUAUCUGCUUCCUAUGGAAGCAAAGACUUACAGGAAAUCAGCAAUGUUGUUCUCUCAAAAGAAUGGACUUUCACAGCUCUUUAGACAACACUUCUGGAACAAAGAAAAAGGCAGCAAAAUGAGGAGAGGAAGGAGAGACUGGGAACAAUCAUCAGUGUCAUGGCAAUCAAUGGUAACUAAUCUGUUAAUAUUACGGUGCUCCUCUUCUCUUCCUACCCUCAAUUCAGUCUAACAAACAAAUAAAACCUGAAGUCAAGAAGUCAACGCUCCGGCAAAAAAAAAAAUCAGAGGAACAAACUCCAAGUGUAGUAGACUCCUUUUUCUAAGGAGGAAGGCAAAGGUUUGCGUGAACUGAGAUGACAUUUUGCAAGAGAUUCCAAGUAUUCUGAUCUCUCCAGUGCUUAUGGGAAACUGGUUUGUGUUGCUGUUCUCCAGGAUUACAAACUAUAUCAGCUCUAGGGUGUUGAAGGUGUAAUCCCAUGUAAGAAUCACUUUGGUUGUCAGUAACAGUAGGACUUAGAAUAAAAGGCUUUAUGAACUACUUGUAACAAAACGGAACAAUAAUUGUUAAAGCUCCGUGCUUCCAAAUGGAGCUACCCUCUGCACUCUUCCUUGUUUUCCUUCUGGUGCUGAAGCUUCAAGUGUUCCUUCAUCUUCAAUGUUUGCAAAGUGAAACAUUGGCCUUGUAUAACUAAGAAAAUAUCUGUAGACUCAUUCAGGCUGGAAAAACAAAGCAAAGCAUCCAAACAGAAAGGGCUUGGUAUUUAAUUUGUUUUGAAAAUCAUUGAAAAAUAGGAAAGGAAUAUUCAGCCACAGUUGAAUCUGGGGAAAUGUGUAUGUAUGUUUUUAAUACAUAUAUAUUUACAUACUACUCUUGUAAGACCAGUGAUAAAAUAUUGCCACUCUGUAAUUUGCUUUGUGGACAGAAACCAAUCCAGCCUGACUGGUACAGGGUCACCAGCAUUAUGUUUUAAAUUGAUGUCCUAAAUCAUUGCUUAUGUUUGGAUCUGAAUAAUUUUAGUGAAAGUCAGUGACAGUUUAGAACAUUAACAUAGGCUUAGAUUUGCGGUUUGAAGACAGUUUCUAUAUUUAUACUUGUUCCCACUGUCCCUCUGGACAAAGGGUAAGCAUUAUGCCCAUGGUAAGAAUGGUACGUGCCAUGGAACUGUUUGUUGCUGUUUUUUUCCGGAGUUUUAAUUUAAUACUAGCUAUGAAUUUACUAAUAUUUGGCCAUUGCAUAACUGUAACUGACGUAAUACAUAUGGAGAUUUUACUUAAGUCAUGAUUUGUUGGAGUGUUUUUAUUUUCAGAUCAGACUGUGCAAAAGCUAACAAACUGGCACUGAGAUGGAGGGUGAGCUCUGUGUUUGUGAGAAGGCCUGGGAGCCUUGCCUCAGAAAAAAUGAAACACAAAACUAUUUGGUGCUACAGCAUGGAUAUUUCAAAUGCUGUUAGAAGAUGGUAGUAGCCAAGGAGAUCAUUGAGUGGUUGACCAGCGUAGGGCUGUAUUUGUCUUACUGGGGUAGAAAUAACAAUUGGUAAAAUGCAAGCAUGUCAUGCUGGUUUAGUAUGGUGUUCUUUGGCUACCAUAUCAGUUCCCGGCUCCAGUGUACAGUUCAGUAGCUGCAACAGAACUAGCUCAGGCUGAAAUGAAAACAGGUAGAAGGAUGCCAUGGAAGAACCCUGCGUACCUUGUUCAUGAAGUACGUAUGUAAUGUCAUUUGUUGCCAAAGCCAAGACUAGGAAGCAACUAUCUGUUCACUGAUACGAUAAAAACAAUGGCAUGUUGCUUUCUUUUCUUAUUAGAGAGCUAAGUUGUUUAUCUUUUUACCUAUUAUUGUCAGAGGACAGUAUGAAAUUGUUUGAGCGACUUCUUGUAGCAAAGCAGUAUAAAUUCAUUUCCAGUUCACUGUUCAAUACAUAGUCCUCAUGGGCACUGGUUGAGGUUUGAUUGGAGUCAGAACACCUGCAUGAUUAUGAACAGCACUAUCUACAGGUCAUUCUGUUUUGAAUUUUUAAAGCCUUUUGUGUAAUAAUCAGUUCUAGCAUAAAAAUAAAGAAACUUUUGUUUUCUGCCA